AUGUUCUUCCUUUAUGCGUUCUGGUCUUUGGGGGUGGCUUAUCUCAUUUGGACUUUGAUUCGAUUCACGAACAACUACUUGGAGGCAAGGAAGAUCGGUCUACCAAUUUUGAUCACUCCCGUCAAUCCUGCAAACCCGCUAUGGAUGCUCACCAAGGACCGUCUCAUACCUAUCGUCACUUCACUGCCUUGGGGGCUAGGGGAAUGGGCGACCAGGGCAGAAGUCGGUUGGACGUUCUACCAGAGAUACUCGGUCCAUGCCCGAUAUGGCGAUGCAUUCACCAUUGUCUCGCCGGGGACAAAUGAAAUCUACAUUGCGGACCCCUCUGCCACUGAGGAUAUAAUGCGGCGGCGUAAUGACUUUAUCAAAGACCCGGCCAUGUACGGCAUGUUGAACAUCUACGGACCGAACCUUGAUACGGUUAAUGGCAAGGUAUGGGAUCGCCAUCGCAAAAUCACAGUGCCACCCUUCAACGAACAGAAUAGUGCUCUGGUCUGGCGUGAGACGGCAGAACAAGCAGACCAGAUGUUGAAAACCUGGUCCGAGAAAGAUUAUGUGACAAGCACACAGCCCGACGUGCAUGCUGUUGCGCUCAACGUCUUGUGCGGCGCUGGUUUUGGCAUUCACAGCAGCUUUAUCGACUCGAAGCUGUCCAGCGGUGACGGCCAGCCGCAGCCGCAGCUGGGGUAUCGAGAGAGCUUACGAAUGUUGCUUGCAAACAUCAUUCAGCUGGUCCUCUUGAGCGUUCUCAAGAAGGCCGGCUUUCCGGAUUGGAUGUUUUUCGGCAACAUGCAAAAGCUGUCCGUCGCAUAUGAAGAGUUCAAGAGAUACAUGAGCGAGAUGCUAGCACGAGAGAAAUCAGCCUUUGAGCAGGGCGAUCUGACGCGGCAUAACCUGAUGAGUGCGUUGGUUAGGGCCUCUGAACAGUCGAACGAGACUGCACGGACCGCAACGGAUCCUGGCGCAACAACAGCAGCGGCAGGACUAUCCGACGAAGAGGUUUAUGGGAACCUCUUCAUCUAUAACCUGGCUGGCCACGACACCACGGCCGCGACACUCCAUUUCGCGAUCACGCUCUUAGCCCUGUACCCUCAGUGGCAAACUUGGGUUGCUGAGGAGAUUGAUCAAGUACGAAAAGCCGACCCGUCGGGCACGUGGUACUAUGAGGAGACUUUUCCAAAACUAGAGCGAUGUCUAGCACUGAUGUACGAGACGGUCCGGUUAUAUGGCCCCGUCGUCAUGAUGCCUCGCUACACGGGAGACUCUACCCAGCGCCUCAGGAUCCGAGAUAGAGAAUACGUCCUGCCGCCAAAAACGUCGGUGACCUUGAACUUUGCCGCCCUCCACACGCACCCGGAUUACUGGGGACCGGAUCCCACGACCUUUCGGCCCGACCGAUGGAUCGUGCCUAAGGGGGAGGGUGUUCCAGACGGUGACUCGUCCCUGAUGCAGCCCGUCCCGGGGUCGUUCGUUCCCUGGAACGCCGGGCCGCGGGUCUGCCCGGGCAAGAAGUUCUCCCAGGUCGAGUUCACGCGGGUCAUCUUCAGCGUGUUCGCCCACGGGUCCCGGGUCGAACUGGUCCCGGAGCCCGGCGAGAGCGAGCAGGCAACGAAAGCGAGGAUCCUGCAAAUCGUGAACGAGGCCCGCGUCGAAGUGACGCUGAAAUUGGUCAACGCUGAGAGAAUCAAGCUUCGCUGGACCAGGAAAGCGCAUGUCCCUGGAGCAUAG
This is a messenger RNA of Fonsecaea erecta, 1728 nucleotides long. RefSeq lists its product as hypothetical. The record is from RefSeq and is a predicted model, not a curated record. NCBI's taxonomy places the organism in Eukaryota, Fungi, Ascomycota, Eurotiomycetes, Chaetothyriales, Herpotrichiellaceae. Bases 1 to 1728 code for a protein of 575 amino acids. Gene Ontology annotation, molecular function: iron ion binding; heme binding; monooxygenase activity. The transcript is spliced from 2 exons.